AUGAACCACAAGAAAUCCACCGAAAAGACCCGAAAGGUCACCCCGCCAUCGCCGACGUACAUGGACAAUGGGCAAUUUGCUGCCUAUCUUGCCGACCUUCGAAACAAUCGUAUUGCUCGCCCGGGCGGCGCAAGGCCCUUGCCGCCCACGAGCGUUCGAAGCCGUGAAGAGCGGUCCACCAGCAAAGAUGAUGCCAUUACCAUAGGAACUUCGCCUGCAAGCGUGCCAGAAUUACUGAGUAGUGCCGGGGCGACUCCCAACACCAAAUGUAAUACUUCCACCAGUGUGCCGUCCCGUCUCUUGAAGGCAAGCAUGAAAGCCCGCGAUUAUCAGCCUACUCAGCCCAAAUCACUCAACGGACCUUCCGAUCUGUUGCCUAGUGUCAAGUACAUAGAAAGAGGUCAGAGGUGGAUGGAGAAAGAAGAAGCAGGCUCUCUUCGCCAUGCAAUGGAUGACAUGAAGCUUGCCGACAGUCAGAGCACACAUGAUGACAGCGACGAGCGGAAAUUGUACGAUGCAGCACAGGAAGAAGCCUCAGAGCUAGUGUGGCAGCAUCGUCAUGGAGUCGAACCUCAACCUAAUGCGCCAUACCGCUACAAGCCCCACAUGAGGAAGAACAGCUAUCAGCACGCUCGCACGGCAAGCUUCGGAAGGAGAACUGGGGGUAACGCUGUGACGUCUCUGGCGGGCGAAGCGACCUCGUCCAACAGGUCCUCGAUUGACACCAACGCGCAUUCUCGCAGAAGCCGAUUCUCUUUGGGAUACUCACAUGUACCAUCUGCCGACGGAGCGUAUAAUGCGUUUACGGAGACUCUGGUGCACGAGCCUCGUAUGCAACAAGCAGCACCGCCAACACCCCUUCCACCGGGGAGCCGCCGGGCUAACACCAAGAGGAAUAUCAGUGGUGAGAUUGAUCGUCCGUUCUCCGGGGACCAGAUCUGGGAAGAACCUGAAGGUACAUUGCCUUACAACAACGCCCAUGUCCCGCAAAUGGGUGUAGAUGCCCCCUUCACAGCCGCCUCAGAGAAAUCCUGCAAUCAAGGUCACUUCACUGCGACUUCGCCUGCUAGAGGAGUCGGUGCGCAGAAGGCAAGGGUCUCGAUCAACAUUCAUCGCGAGCCCCCUAGCCAGUCACGAAACCCUCAGUAUACAACCAAUAUUUCCCACGUCAUUCUUCGGGAAGACCAAGAAACGUGUAGGGAUAGUGGGGUCGAAAGAAGAAGCAAUGAUAUUCGAGAAGCGACCAGCAUGAGGUUGAAGGACCGCAGUGCCAAGUUGCCCACUCCUUCCGCCGUCAGCGACAAUCCAGGACGUCCUAUCGUAAGCUUCGACACAGACUGGAAAGCUCCAGAGGACACGGUUGAUAAGAAGCCAGGGUCAGCUAUCAGCAGCUCGUCCCCAUGGAGAGAACAAUCAGGUCACAUAUCACCUACUACCCCCCUGAUCGUGAUACCAGACCAGGAUGACAUGGAUUCGGAAGCGUCCCGAUGUCCACCGGCGCCUUCCAUCAUCGUCCAGGGUGCAUGCGAAAUACCCAACGACAUGCCAGGCAUCCCAUCAAUCGUAACGCCCGAGGAUAACCAUCAUGGAACAAGAUCGUCGACACGUCCUCUUCCAACACCGCAGGCACGAGGGGGCAAAAACGCAGCCGGCACACAGCCUAGAGGCCACUGGUCGCCAGCUCCCGGCUGGAAGCUCUCGAAAUCAGUCCUGAACCCGAGUUGCAUCGUACCAAUCGCCUGA
Verticillium alfalfae VaMs.102 is the source of this 1743-nucleotide messenger RNA. Its product is annotated as LIM domain-containing protein. Lineage: Eukaryota; Fungi; Ascomycota; Sordariomycetes; Glomerellales; Plectosphaerellaceae. The record is from RefSeq and is a predicted model, not a curated record. The transcript is spliced from 3 exons. Bases 1 to 1743 code for a protein of 580 amino acids.